Hylaeus volcanicus is the source of this 1317-nucleotide messenger RNA. RefSeq lists its product as uncharacterized. NCBI's taxonomy places the organism in Eukaryota, Metazoa, Arthropoda, Insecta, Hymenoptera, Colletidae. The record is from RefSeq and is a predicted model, not a curated record. Bases 114 to 698 code for a protein of 194 amino acids. The transcript is spliced from 2 exons. Gene Ontology annotation, molecular function: nucleic acid binding.
UUACGACGCGAAACGUUUGUCUGGUGAUUUUUGCUUUGGCAAAAAAAAUUGAACAAUGAGUUUACUUGAAAUUUUGUGUUUCCAAUGGAAUUACGGCUACGCAGUCUUUGAAAAUGUUACAGAAGUGUUAUGGGGAGUAUACCCUAUCGAGAACUCAAGUAUUUGAGUGGCAUAAAGCAUUCAGUGAGGGUCGUGAAGUCGUAGAAAACUUGCCUCAUGUGAGUCGUUCAUCCACCUCCGUUAAUGACGAUAAUAUUGAAAAAGUGAAGGAAAUCGUACUUGGAAAUCGUCGGGUUGGCAUUAGAGAGAUAACAGAGAUAACAGAGGCUUUCAACAUUACUUAUGGAUCGACUCAACACAUUGUGGUUGAUGUUUUGGCCAAACAUGAAACAAAAGUCAUUGCUCAGCUAUCGUACUCGCCAGAUUUAGCUUCCUGUGACUUUUUUCUGUUUUCGAAACUCAAAUAUCCACUUCGGGGAACAUGCCAUGAGUCGAUUGAGACCAUAAAUAGAAAUUCGCUGAAGGAGCUAAAGGCCAUCCCGGUCGAGGCCUAUAAGAAGUGUAUGAAAAAUUGGAUUAACCGUUGGCAUGCUUGUAUUGGCUCAAAAGGAGCCUAUUUUGAAGGCGAUAAUAAAGAUUUAUAUUUAAAAAAAAAAACAACAUUUUUAUAUAUUUUAACUAGUCCGGGUCAAAUUUGAUCAGAUGGUAGGUGGUAUAUUUUGACGGAUGGAUCGAGAUGCGUGCCGAGCGACUGUGAUGAGUGACUGUUUAGGUUAUAGGUUCGAAUGUCGUGAGAAUGUUUCUUCGGUUGGUUCGAAUGUUACUAAGAGUGAAUGCAUUUGUUUAAACAGAGUGAAAGAGAUACGUGAAUUGAAGUGAGAAAGGUUUUCGUAAGUAUGCUUGAGAGAACGAAUGUCUAGUUCGUAAGAUUUAGUUCUGACAGAAUCUCGGCAAGGGCAGACCGCGGGAUACGCGUCUGCCGAAAUAAAGAUCAAUCUUUUUGUUAUCCGACUCCCAAUCAAUCAUCACCUUACCCACAAACCUAAACACGGAAACAACCAACACAACUACGGACACCCACACAGAAUCCACCCCAGAAACAUCCAAAUACAAACCACCUCCCAUUUACAUUAACAUCCACAAAAGAGACUACUUCCAAUUCCUAAACAUCUGAAAACAUACAUAUGGCGAUGAGGUACAAGCCAAGUACCUCGGAAACCAACUUAAAAUACACUUCAAAAACAUUUCCAACUACAAUUCAUUCGAAGAAUUCUGUAACCAGAAGCAAAUAGAAUAUCACACCUUCUCCCUCCCAAA